Nicrophorus vespilloides is the source of this 15393-nucleotide messenger RNA. RefSeq lists its product as uncharacterized. Gene Ontology annotation, biological process: synaptic vesicle endocytosis. NCBI's taxonomy places the organism in Eukaryota, Metazoa, Arthropoda, Insecta, Coleoptera, Silphidae. Bases 312 to 15299 code for a protein of 4995 amino acids. The transcript is spliced from 37 exons. The record is from RefSeq and is a predicted model, not a curated record.
AAAUAGAAAAUCCACUUAAAGCAAACUAAAGGACAUCAUGUUAUGUAACUUGGGACGGACGUCAAAAUAAAAUUGGCGAUUCCAAAUUCCAAUCUCGUAAACAAUUCUCGCCGUGACCAUUAUCUUUGUGAUGAACAUUUUUUUCCCUAAUGAUAGAGAUGUUUUCGAACAGACAGAUAGUGAGAGUGUGAGUCACACCGAUUGUUUGUAAACUGCAGUCAGUGCAACGCCCAAAGAUACAAGUGUUUUUCAAAUGUUAACAAUGGAUUAGAGAAAGGUUUUCGGAAGUUAGCACAGUAAUAAACAGAAAGAUGGGUGAAAGAUCCAUAGGGGAUGGUUACAACAUGCCUGAGGCAUGGGCUGGUAACAACUCCAGCCAUGUACUCGAUGACAUCAAGAUGGAUUCAAAUUUUCUCAUGCUUCUUGGAAGUCUGAUCUUUGCUAUUACCUGGGUGAUAUACAUCACUUAUUAUAACUCGAGGAUCUUUGGAUGUAUUAUCACAAAUAUUGUCAAUAGAUUUUUGAGCAACAGCGAAUACUUUCAAAUUGGUUCAUUCACAAUAAAUGCUUUAUCUGGGAAAAUUAUGUUCAGAGAUUUGGUGUUUAUCACACAUGACUAUACUGUCCGAAUACAGGAUGGUUAUUUAAUAUUUAGAUGGUGGAGAUCAUAUGUUCCUAAAGAUGUCAGUGAAGACUUGUCCCAUUCGGAUACUAGAUUAUCAGUUGUUCUACAUGGAUUUGAGUUGCAUGUUUAUAAUCGUUCUCAUCUCUACUCCCAAAUAGAAAGGAUCUUUGGUUUAGAUCCUGGUAUAUUCCCAGAUAAUAAUAAUGAGGAAAACAAUAUGAAUAUAGAAAAUAUUGAAAGAACUGAGCAAGAGAAGAAAAAGAAACAGAGAUCUGAAGCUGCCAUGGCAGGAACUUGGAGGGAUUUGAUUCCUGUAAUUAAAAUAGAUAUUUCAUCUUGUCGUUUGGUAUUUGGAAAUAAGCUCGUGCCUACAACGCUCAGUGUCACAGUGGAAGAAAGUCACUUUGUCUAUUCGACUAAACCUGCAGUUAACACUUUGGAUAGGUUUAUGCAUUUUACUAAAUGCAAAGCGGAGAAUGCGAGGGUGAUGUUGGCGCCGAGCCCCAAGUACACGGGAAUGUUGGAUGAGCCGCCUCGGUAUAUGGGUGAGGGUUUUGUACUGAUGUCGACAAACGACAUGGAACUGUAUUUCUACAUGGAUGAACCCGGUAUCGUUCCUGAUCAACCUGUUACCGUGACAUUAGCAAACGGAGAUGUUGUCGAAUCCAGUCCGCCCCAAUGGGGUAUGGACAUCAAGUGCGGCAAAGGCACCGAUUUCAGCUACGGUCCUUGGGCUGAUCGCCAAAGAGAACACCUGUUCAAAUUCUUUUACCCCCAAGAUUAUGUUACCAUGAAAGUCACGGAAGCUCCGAAGCCCGGCGACAAAAGGCAAAUGCAGUCCUUCGAUGUGCGACUUUCGAUGCAGUACAUCGCAACCAUAGACAUCCUUUUCUCGAAAAACAAGGAAACUAAUGCUGUCCACGUUACUGUUGGAGCUGGAAGCUAUUUGGAAAUAACCAUACCAUGGGUUACAAAUGCCAAUGGUUACAUCACAAAGAUUAACGGCCAAUUAUUACAUUUAGAGGCAACGACUAGUUUGCAGUUCAGAGAUUUAGCGGUGAGCGAGACUCUGGAGUUUUCCAUUUUGUGUCAUUACCCAAGGGUGUGGAACGAGCAUCAAUUGUGGGAAGUCAAUAUGACAGGAUGCAAAGCCACAGUGAAUAUUCUCUUCAAUCACAAAUGGUUUUUUCAAGAUUUCAUAAACGAUUGGUCGUCGAAACAGAGACCGGAUAUUCUGCACUUUGUGCCUUACACCUGGAAUUUCGGUUUAACGUUGAAACAUUGCGAAAUAAUAACAUUGGUGAAUCAGUACAAUUGGGUAGAUUGCAGCAGUAUAGGGCAUAAUCAAAGAUUGGAGAACACUCAGAUCGCACUGUGCGCUCACUUCAUGCACCUAUCUUUCAACAUGCCGUUUGAUGAAUUCUUACCCGACACGGUCGCUCUUAACUUCAGCAUUCAAGGCGAAAGCAUUGAUUUGACCUUGUUCAUUCCUGAAUUUCAUACCAGUAGAAACGUGGUGACGGCUCUGGAGAAGUACGCAAAAGUACACGCGAAAGACGCCUCUUCUACCAAGAAAACCGAAGCCAUCCCGAAGUGGCGAAAUAUUUGUCAAAAGAGUUUCGGUUGGAUCGACUUCUGGUGGAUUCCGAUCGGUGCUAUUAGUAUUGUUUACGAGUACCAUCCCUGUCCUCCACUGGGACCAACGCCUCAAGCUGAUAUUUCGACACCGGUGAAAGAGGAGAUUCUCUUGUCUCCGAUUAGGCCUCAUCAAAGAAAACGGAAGCAACGAUCUCCGCAGGAAGGUGUGCAAAAGUUCGAUCCAACUAGUUUAAAGGCGGAUCUGGUUACAGUUGAAUUGGAAGUUGGGCCAUCCGUAUUGUUACUGUAUGGAACUGCGCUGAGAAAUUUUCUGAAUUUCAAGGAAAACAUCUUUGGUGAAGAUCAGAUGUUCACAGACUUUAAAUUCACACCUAAUCAAAAUCAUGAAACACCCAUGGCGACGGGUAUUAAGAGCGAAGAUAGUUCUGGUAAUUUACCGCUGGAAUUACGAGACGAUUUCGACCAUAGGAAUUAUAGACCUUUGGAAGUUGACGUCUCUGUUAUCAUGCACGAUAUACAAGGUCAUUUAUUGAAGAAUUGUACAGAAAAGGACCCAUCCUGUCCGGUUAUUCUCGUCGAAAGGUUUGGUUUCGAAAUGAAGAAACGUUAUGAUCAAACUGAACUUCAGUUACUUCUGUCGCCUGCGGUUCUUUUAGUGACGGAUAAUGUCCCGAGAGCUGGGCGCGAUAAACAUUUAAGCCAAGGAAGAUUAACGCUUUCAUCUUUACAAAUCCGAGGUCACGCGAUGUUCUCUGACAUUGGUCGGACUUUGGAUGAAGACACUAUCGAAUACUCGUGGCUCGUUGAAAUCCAAUUGGGAAAGUUAAGUGGACGUCUGACUACUCCGCAAUUAUACUCGCUCUUAGCUUGUCUCGAAACUUUGAUUUUGCUGCUCUCCGAUACAGAGAACGAGUUGUACACACCUAAAGUCGAUGAUUUAUUAAGCGAACCUCAAGUUCAACCGAACACCACCAGUCCUUUGCAAAAUUUACCUCAGGCUAUUCAACAGUUGCUUCAGCCCAAAACUAAUCCUGCUCCAUCCGUGGUCCCUCCUGUAAAUUCCCAGACGACGACUGCGAUGAAGAGUAUAAAGGUGGAAAAGCAGGAAAAGAAAGUCAGCAUUGAUGAUACGAUCGAAGAAAUUAACGAUAAAUCGCACGACUUAAAAUACAAGUUUACAAGGCUCACCAUUGACGCAAUCGAUUUGUGGUUGGUCGAGAAUGGAUCAGCUCUGCAAAUGUGGGUAUCUCCAAUUAGAUUAUCCACGUGCAAUUUGCAUGGUAAACAAGUCGGAUCUGGGUUGACUUGUGUCAUGUACAGCAUGGCAUUAAGGCACUGCGUGUGGCAACCGCAGAAGUACAACCACUCCAAGACAACCGAUCAUUCUGAUCUUUGGUUGGAAGUAGGUACAAUGGAUUUCGCACCUUUGGUCAUAGAGUCUGCAAUGUCAACCGAUUGCAAAGACGUAGAUGCGCACGCUGUGCAGCAAAAAUUCUUGAAAACUCACGACGAAAGAUUUAAGAAGCUUUGGUUCUUGUGGCCCGAAUCCAACAAAUCCUCCAUACAAUGCGGUUGCACCGGCGGAUGUUUAUUCUUCGGGAAUAAUGCUAACGGUAGGAAAUUCUUCAAACCUAGUCGGAAAGAUUUAGAGGAUGGAACGAACAUCGCAGCGUUCAAAGUGAACGAGCCAGGACAAGAUCCAGGUUACGGGCAAAGUAUUUUGCACGAGGGAAUGCUGAUAUUCCGCACACCUCCAUACAUAGUUAACGAGAUUUCGUUGCAAGAUCACGGUAAAAAUAUUAAAGUUCCUGCCAAUCGAAGCUCGGAUAGUCCGAGGGUCAUCUCUUUGAAUUACGAGAAGACGGAAACUUGUUCGAGUCCGCAUAGUUUGAACGAACGUAAAGUAAGUCGUCGGUAUUCUUCGACUUCGAUCAGGAGCGGCACCGGCGCUCCUCAAUCUCAACAAAAAGACGUACCGUAUUCGAGAUUGGUGGAUCCAGCUGCGCUUCCCAUAAAAUUGGAUAGCGAUUCGAAGUUGCACAAAGACAAAGCGAAGUUGAGCGUAAACUCCGAAGACGACGAUGAAUGCGUACCAAAGAAUAGCGCUUCCGAUUCCAAAUUAGCCGUCGACUAUUUCAAUAGUCCCAAAAAUGAGUGUAUUGAAGGAUCGGAUUCUCAUCAUUCACUUGGUAGACGUUUAUCUGAAGAACAAUUGCAAAAAGAAGUGCAAAGGACUAUUUCAAUGUCUAGUGAAAACCAUUCCGAAGCAUUUUUCUCCGCUGAUGAAGAUAUGCAUAUAAACUCUAGAAGUUCGAGUCUGAGAAAUUCAAUGCUAAGUUCUAAUGGUACAUUAACCCGACAAAAUAGUGUUGAAAGCAACACCGGUCGAGUCAAAAAGAAGUUUAGCAGUGAAUUGAGUAUCGUCGCAGAUAAAAAUGCUGGUACCAUCACUAAUGGUGUUUCCAAUCAAACGAAAGUAUCCUUAGCCAAUGGUGGUUCCAAAUUGCGGUUAUCGAGUCAUAGAAGCGAUCAUGAAAUACACACCCCGGAGCAUAGGAGUUUCAAUACUAAAGUCGAUGAAUCAAAUAGGGUGGUGCAAGGUUUGGUCACACCUCAAAGGCACGCCGGAAGCUUACGCACAACCUCACCUCGUCUGUCUGUUCGAGAAGCAACGAGGACACCUUCUCCUCACAAUUCUACAGGAAACCACGAAGUGGACGUUGAUAGUUCCGACAGUUACAGCAGUACGUCUUAUGUAAGCGCGAUAGGCAGUCAAGAGGAUUUUACCUUGGUCGAUCUUCACAUGCAGGUGAACCGCUUAAUUGUCGAUUCUCCUAUGCUAAUGUCCAGCUAUGUCAGUCAUUUAAACCAGAUGAAAUGUUUGAACUGGGGACAGCAAGCUUCAGGGUUUACGGCUCCUCUUUUCGAGAAAGACGAAGCCGAUCAUUUGGUUUACGUUGGAGGGCGUUUUGUUCCGCAAAUGGAAACUGUGUCGGAGGGUGUAACGUCUUUGAAAAUGGUGUCAAGAUUGGAAAAUCCGCCGAAAAGCGGAUGGGACACCGAGGAGUGCAACAUAGACGUUUCAGAUUCUAUUCACGAAGAAGAACUUUUAGGUACGCAAACCGAUGUCGGUUCGAGAACUUCGCUGAUUAUAAAGAUGAAAGGUGAUUUGGAUGUAAUGAUCACCCCGCUCUUAUUAGAAUCGUUGCAAAGAUUUAUUGAUGCCCUGACACCAACUGUAGCUAAUUUACAUCCAUUAACAGUGGUGAAUCAUUUGCACGCCUGUUGCAUUGGCCAAGUGGAAGCUGCGAAUGUAUUGAAAACCGUUGAAAAUGUUGCAACUUUAAGUCAGCCCCAAUCUGGCGACGAUAAAGUACUUGGGAUUUACGAAGAAACUUUAAAAAGUCAACUUCAGGCGGCCAUAGUUCUCCCUAAGGUUAACAUAACAUUGCUUCAAGCUUCUAUAGUCGAAGAAAUUAUAAGUUUCUCGGCUCUGGACAACAUCAAAGACUUAACUUGCGUCUCAAUGUUCUCCGUUAGUUUCGAUAACAUCACGACGAAAUUCCACCUCGACAGACAAGCAAAUGAAGUUUUGCAAAAGUUUUAUAGACCUGCUGUAGUUCCCAGCGAUGGAAAAAAGGGUAAAAAGCACUUUUUAAGUCUGCACACGACGACGAACGCGGAUAUCAUUCGGGGAGAACCGGUGUACGUGCAGAGCUGCGAGAAGCAGCAGCAGCAGUUGGUGGUUUCUUUGAAUAUAGGAAAGAUUCACACUCAACUUAGGCGAUUGAAAAACGAAAGCAGCAUUUUGGAAGAUGCGGUGAUUACGGCGAUCCCGGCAAAUUCCUCGAAGGUUCUAUUCACCUGUUUGAAAUUGAGGCCGCAACAUCGAGCUGUGGAUUACUACAUGAUGCCUGAAGUUAGUCAGCAAGUGCAAGAGGCCGAGGAUGAAGAUCGUCUUGGAUUCAUCAUGUUUGAGUGUGGAUUGGAAGGCGUUUCAUUGAAGAUCGUGAAGAAGUCUUGCGAGGAACAAUCUGAUGGUGAUAAGGAUGAAGACGAGGCGAAGGAAGAAGGUGAUGGGGAUAAAGCAACUCCGAAAGUAGGUAAAAAGAAGACUGGACCUAAAGACGAUGGGGAAUUGGUUGCGACUACUAAAGACAGCGGAAACGUAUCGAGCUGUAUCAUCGAGUUCAAAAUGGUUUGGUUUAAUUUUGCUGCUCCGCCCAAGACACCUAUCACCAGGAAAAUAGAUUAUACAAGAUUGGAUUGGAAUUUGCUUUCAACCGCUUCUCCGGCUAUCAACGCCUGGAUGAAUCCUAGCAAUAGAUUAGCGAUUCGGGUCGUGCAUAUGGUUAGAUCCAUGUAUCGAAGAAGUACAGCAACUGUUGCUUGUUUAAUGACGGAGGCUUUAGAACUUCCCUCACUACAUAUGACAACCAAGAGCCGUUACGGUAAAUUAACACCACUGUCGAAGACUCUUCACGAAGAUCCAAGCUGCAGGUUGUGCACUAUCUUGCAUAACUACUAUCUCCAGGCGGACCCGGGAAGCAUAGAGAGCAACUUAAGAGAAUCAGAUCUUCCGCAACUGUUCACGCUACGACAGGGAGUUGUUGCGUUAAGUCGACAAUGGAAGAGCCAAUUGCACACUCCUCUGAUGAAUCAGUACGACACGAAAUCGAAGGUGAAGCCGCUGAAUUUGAUGUUCUCGAUACCCACCGUCGAGGAGGUUUAUCUUACUGACGGUGAGGGGAGCGGAAACGAGGAUCACGAUAUCACUGAUGAACACGCACAGUUGCUACAUUCCGGCAUCAUUCUAAAACCGCAAAAGCCCAUUGGUAAAGAUGGUAAUUUGAACUCGCCGAAGAAUGCUGUUAAUCAAGAGGCGGUCCCGGUUUAUGACAAUGCUGGUCUAUUGUCUCCGCCCUCGAACACGAUGCCAGUUUAUGAUAGCGGUUUGGUAUCUCCGAGCGCGCCUGUGGUUACGGUUUCGGGAAUAGCAAACGCCGCCGCAGCUAAAAGACGCAAGAAGAGCUUACAGCCCAGCCAAGUACCGCCCAGUAGCAGGGCCAGUGUUGUACUCCCGCUCCUUACCAAUCCAAAUAUUUUCAUGCCCAAAAAAACUACAGAUGACGCGUAUUGCUAUGGCACUUUAAGAGAAGAUCGUGCAGGCCCGACGACGGCUGGAAAUUUGGGAUCUGAUCCCAGUGUCACUACUCAUUCCAGUCCAGACUUACCUUCAAGUCCUUUGCACGACAGAAAUGAAGAUUUAUAUUCUUGGAUGGCACGGCAAAAUGACGAAGGAUUCCUUAAAGGAUGUAUGGAAUCAAAAAUCAAUACGUUACAAACGGAUUCUACUGAUGAUGACAACUUGAAUCGCGGAGACACACUAGGAAUGGCACCAUCAUUGAACGCAGGAGGUGUGAAUCUUUAUGCCAUUCAAGAUUCUGUUCGUUUUGAAGAUGCAAAUAUCAUUUUUCAACCGUUACUAUCAAGCUUAGGUGUGAUGCCACAGCAAUUAAAACUGACUUCAUUAAACGAAUCUGGUAACAGUAAUGAUGUUACAUCCUUGGAUGCGCUCGGAUCUAAUCUGUCUUUGGUGGGCAACAUGGAGACCAUGAGGAUUGAUAUUGUUGUGUCCGAGCAUGGAAAAACCGAUAAAAGAAAAGGUUCUACAAUUCCGCAGAUGAAUAAAAGCGGAAGCAAGUGUAAGCCCGGAUCUUCAACAAGAUUGAUAUUCGAAGACGAAUGCCCCGCUUUCGUUUGCGAGAAAAUUUCCGUUGAGCUGGAAGUUGAUAGAAUGACCGAUAUGGCUGUUAACGAUAUGAUCAAAACUAGAAACGUUCUUUAUAUUUCUCGGGGACAACUGAAAAAUCACACAAGCACCGUCAUUAAUUUUAAUAUCGGUGUUCGUUAUAUUUCUCAAAGAGUGAAUAUGCCAUUGUUGCGAUUGUUGCAUCAAAUCAGUAACAUGUAUCAAAAUGUUAAAGACACGCAGAACGAGUUACGAGAGCAACAGCCAGUGGAGAUCAGGCGACCCAAAACUAGUGCAAGUGAUCACGUUGAUAUAAAAAACCAUUCUUCAGUUUCAGAUUUGCACGAUGGAACUAAUCUUAAAUUAAGUUUGAAGAUUUCCGAUCCUGGUUCUGAUGUUGGAUCGGUGGUCCAUCAAAAUAAACCAGUAAUUUCACCAUCUCCAAGUGUUCGCUCUAGGCCGCAAAGUUUUGCACAAAAGCUACGUUCGACUGGUAAAAGUGUCAAAGGUUACGUGAAUUUAAGCGAAGGCGUCGGUACCCCUGUCACUUUAAGUUCACCAUCUGGUUCAGCUAUUGAAAACAUCACCAAUGUCACUCUAUCUUCGGAUAAGAGUGUAACUGUUGGACGCUGCUGGAAGACCAUGUAUCACGUUCUUGAUCUUUACGCCAAUAUGCCGGAUCAUAAAACCAUUAAACAUAGAUUCUCUGUGGCUCAGGAUAUUUGGGAAUACAAAUCUUCAAAUCGAAAAUAUGAUCAACUAAAUGAAGUUAAGUCUACCGAUGAAUUGGAUGCUUCGGAGCACAAAAGAUACACGCCGAUCCUGCAACGUGAGGUUAGCAACGUUUCUGAACAACAGCAUACUAAACUCGUUGUGUUCGGAGUGGCUCGAAUCCAUAGAACCAAGUUAUUGGCGACUUUAAGUGUUUUGAAACUGGAAGCUGAAAUCACCAGUCUUCACGCUAGCCUUACUUGUAGAAAGAAAUCGUCUCCGGCUUCGUUAGAAUGCUCCCUCACAGGACAAGUGGGACGUACCAUGAUCGUUUUAUUAGAGGGUGUAGCCCCUAAUCAACAAACUGUGGUUAAAGUAACAGUGGGAAAAUCACAAGCACUUUACUCUAGUGUUAGCAAACGAGGGAAGGAUAAGAAUUCCGGAUUGUUAACUGUUGGUGCUGUUAAUAUCGAUAUUCCGCAACAUCCGGUCGCUCUGCAUGGAAUGGUGACUAGAGGUAGUAAGCAAUUAAGUUCAACUCUUCAAGAGUUGCGAGUCACGCGCACUUCCAGUCGCUUGUCGCGACCAGGAAAUUUCGCAGAAGAAGAUCAUCACAGUGCUCCUCAACAGCAACAGCAAGCAUCGCCCAAGAACCAAACACGUGCAAAUCAUAUGCAUUUACCUGCUUCAUUUGGUAGAAAUAAUCCCCCAGACAAAAGUCUAUUGCAACCUUUGGUCAUGCAAUUCAGUGUAAUAUUACAGAGUUUGAGCAUAAACGCAGCUCUUCUGCCUAGUUUGCAAGCGCAGUACAAAAUGGAUCAGGUGACUUCGACGGGAGUGACCGGAAGUAAAGCAAAGUUUACCAUUGAUUUACCGCAACAUAGUUUGAGCUUUACCACGAAGUUGCAAGUAUCCGAAGCGAAUCUUCCAUCGGAAGCCAGUAUUUCUUUACCAGCAGUUCACGUGUCCGCUGAGUAUAUACCAGAGGGCGUUGCUAACGUGUUACCGGGUGGAAUCGAGGGCGUGGUUUUCAAACAGGGCGGUUACCUUAACGCCCAAGCGGAUAUAGGCGUAUUCGAGCACAGCUUAACCACAGAUUUAUUGAACCAUUUGGUGUUUGUUCAAAAGGUAUUCAUGAAAGAAGUAAACGAAGUCGUGCAGAAAGUGUACGGAGGCGAAAGACCCGUUGCCAUUUGGUUGGAGGAUUCGGACGAAGCUUCGAACCGUAUUCUAUUCUCUUUAGUAAUUCAGAUGCAACGAAUCCAAUUAACAGCUACCACCGCCGGUAGUUCAGCCGUUCGAAUGGAAACUGGUGCAGUCGUAUUGGAAUUAUCCAAUCGCGUACAAAACGUAUCUGCGCAGUCUGCUUCUGCGGGUGGAGGAAAAAAAUUAUCAGGAGCGUCUCCAUCUCGCCUCUUUGGAAAGGCCCAAGUCGAUUUGAAUUUAUCGCUUGGUCAGCUUAUACGCAACGCUCUUUUCGAGGAAGCCGAAGCUGAAUUUCAACAGUUCGCUUUCUUCAAUACGCGAAUUGGGUUACGUAACGCUUUCCAAGACGAAGUUGUCGAUGGCGAAGACAAAGAAGUCGUCCUCAUCACGUUGAAGAGGCCUUUGAUUUACAUCCAACCGGUUGCUGUCGAUAAGGCCAUUCUUGUUUGGCUCAACUACAAGAAUGCAUACGAUUAUUGGAACGAAAAACGGGCGAAUUUAAACAAAGAAGUCUUAACAGCCACGCAACAAGUAUAUGAGAAAUUUCAAUUCGGUCAAUUGACCAGUCAAUUGGGAAAUCCGCAUUUGGGGAUGCUGUUCUUGCAACUCACUGUGGAAGACAUGGGUAUUUGUUUGCCGUUAAAUCCUCUUCCUUUGACCUCUUGGGGUCAACGGGGCUUAUAUGAAGAAAGUCGAGGAGCUGUAGUUAUUACGCUUGAAAAUACUAGUAUAUCUGCUUGCAGUUCUGGAUCAUUGGUGAGUAAAGGAAAGUUCUCAAAUCUUUGUCUAAGAUUUGCGGAUGACUUUGAAACGUCUUUAGACGACUGGAAACCUGAUAUGUCUGAUGCUACCAUCAUGAAUUUAUGCGUCGUGAGCGAUGGUACUUACGAAGUUUGCAGCAGAACCAUAGCUGCAAAACAACACGAAAAUGCCAAGUGGUUCCUGAACGUUCAAUGGCAAAUGGAAGGUGUUGAUAUCCAUUUGGAUACGAAUGUUGGAAAGCAGUUGUCCGCUUUAGGACACACUUUAACUAUGCUCACAGGAGCCGAAGAUACUCCUCUAAAUAUAGAUUACGAUAGUGAUGAUAAUGAGCCUUUGGAUCGAUCUUCGCAAGAGAGCAUUUUACCAUCAAUCCUAUUCGAUGCUAACAUUGACACCAAAAUCCGAUCCAAGAUGUUGGAGAAUUUAAUGAACGAGCAAGCGAAGAUUAUCAACGAUUUACGCUCGUUAGGAGCUAGUCAUGGAACAAUCGAAAUGGAGCUAAAGAAGUUUCACAAACUUGAGAAUAUGGUCUACAAAGAUUUCAGAAUGGAUAUGAUUCAGAAGCUACGAAGACAGAGCGUAAAGCCGUCAGGAAUGAAGGGUAAAUUGGGUAUGAAGGCACCACCUCCUCCUCCUCCGCCGCCGAGCGCCUCAUAUCGUUCGAAGUCUUUUGUUCUAUCCCAAGACACGCCCAGUCCGGAUGCCGGAAGUAAUUUGAGUCCGAAUUCCGGAAGCUUCGAUAGCUCUCCGAGAUCAGGACCAUCUCGAUCCGCUUCAUUGCGAGUGAGAUCCGAUCAUCCGCAUGUAACUUUUUCUGAUGCUCAAUCGAUCGAACGUCAGUACUCUUUACCAAGCGCUUCUUCGGAUCUUUCUCUGCCGGAUUCUGCCGAUUGGCCUGGAUCCCAUCAUAUCGAUAUCGACGGUGAACAAGUUCCGUUACGUAAAAAACCUUCAUCGUAUGAAUUUUGCGAAGGAGCCAAUCUGAUGGAUUCCUUUGCUAGGGAUCAACUACAUUCUUCGAAUCCCUAUCAGAGCACCGGAAGCAACACGCAAACAGGAAACAUGCAGCAGAAAUCUCAAGAACCUAACAUUGAUUUGGAGCUGGACGUGAAGGUUUUUAUUAAUAGCGGGAAAUGCGUACUGCAUACGAAAGAUACUGCAAGAGAUGAGGAAAUUAAGUUGCGGACUAUGAGGAAAGAUCGCAGCUGCAGUUCAGCCGGUUUACUAGAUUUCACACCUACUUCUACUGGAAGUCCGGACCCUUCGAGACGUAAUAAGGAUAGUAAAUUUAUGGGUCAAACUAGCAGCACUCGACUGAGAAAUACUCCUCAUGUGACAUUGGUGGAUUUAACUAUUUUCCAUAUUCCUGGUAUGGACGUGAAGCUGCUGUAUCAAUCGAAAGUGAUUGCCAAAGAUACAAUAAUCGAGGAAGAGACUCCUCGUUAUAGUGAUAAUAUAUUUGAUAGUUUCUCGAUGGGUACUUCAACGUGCUCCACGCCUGCAGCCACCAAAGAGCAGGAAUCGUCUAGAAUUGAUCGUGCCUUCAAACGACAAGAUUCGUUGAUCGUACAACCUACGGACGCUGCAAACUUUACAAACGAUUUCAAUCAAUCCAGAAGAAAUUCCGUGCAUGGAAUUAGCAAUCCGAAUUACACUCCGACAUCGAGUCGAGAGGAUAGUUUGGACACGUUCCCGUUCCAAUUAAGUUUAACUCCAUCGCCAUUAUCAAACCAUGUGCCUCUACCGCAAACCCAGUAUAGAAAACCUCCAACUGGUAUUAAAAAGGCUUCCCUGUUUGCUUGGAUGACAUUGCAAAGUGUCCCUGAGGAAACCAUUAUAAGCCCGCAUAUUUUGGAGUUCUUGGAGCAAACUUUGGAACCCAUUCCUGCAAAAACUAACUUCAACCAAACACCAGGUACAUCGAUAUUAUCAGAUGAUCAAGACGGGACAAAUUACGGAAAUUACGUUUACGCCAGUUUCCCUGUAGACGUUAUCGUGUACUUCCACAUGCAACCCAGCACCUUCAGGUUUAGUUGUCUCCCAGUGUCUAGAGUGGAAUGCAUGUUGCAAUUGCCAUCUCUCGAUAUCGUGUUCAGUUCAAAACGAGCAGAAGACGAACUGCUUCACAGUGAAUUUGGAGAUGGGACUCCAAAUACUGCUGCAACGGCAGUGGGAGGAUUGAGUGUAACCGGUUGCUUAUCAGACUUUUCCGUGUACAUCUUCCAUCCGUACGGCGGGAAAAAGUCUGCUUUAAAAGAAGCCCAAUGGUCUCCUCUCUCCGAUUCGGAACGGAAGGAUUCGUUAUCGAUUAACGUCGAAUUUGUUAAAUUCCAUUUAUCGCGUUCUCGAAUGCUGAAUUUUAAUCAGGAACUAAACACUAAAAGCGGAAAAUCUUCGGACCAAGGUCGUAACGUCAUCCGGUUCUCCACUAUAACAGACAUUGGUUCCGCUUCGUUCAAGUACGAUAUGCGAAGACUUACGGAGAUACUAGCUUUCCCUAAAGCUUGGUACAGACGAUCCAUUGUUCGAAGAAUGUUCUUGGGUGAUCUAAGUAUGUCGGUCUCGCAUCACGACGAUGAUGAUUUGACGUUACCGUCAAAAAGUUCACCCAAAGUAUCCUCAUCUCAUAGGCCUCGCGGAGCCGAAAAGUCUCCACUAUCGAAAGAUAAACUUAAAUUGGCGUUAGAUGGUCAACAGGAAUCGAGGCACAAAUUAAGAGAUGCGGGAAGAACGACGAGUCUUGAAUCGCGAAAUGCAGAAUCCAAUACGAUUGGCUCAUCGACACCGAGUCCUUCCGAACACAAAGCUACAACUGCUUGGGAGACUCUGGUGUUGUUUGCUGUUAAUUUCAAGAAACUCAACGUUCACAUGAAUAUGGGCAACGUUAUGGGAAAUGUUUCAUGGUUGACCAAAGAAUUUAGAAGCGAAGGUCGAUUGAGUAUUGGCUCGACGGGUCAUAAGAAUUUGUAUAUCGCCGUAGGAUUGGGCGGUUCCGGGCUGGAUGCUAAAGGUGGCAUUGUGGGAGGUAACAUAGAGAUAGCCAAUAUCGACACUUACAUUCAUAUAAGGGAGGAGCCAAACGUGGAACCGGAUCAUACCGUUGGUCUGAGGUUGCGAGCUCUUGAGCUUCGACUCGAUUAUAUGGCGACUUCGGUAUUGAUGUGCAGAGUAAGCGAUUUGAAAGUGAAAAUGCGUGACGAGUGGCUUUUGAAUAGAACUCUUCCUCACACCGCAUCGCUACCAACUAGAAGACCUGCGAGUAUCUUCAUGUACGGUGAUUUGAGCUGGGAUCAGCUACAAAUCAUGAUGUCCAAAUCAUCAACUGCCGAUCUUUUAAAAAUGUUUAACAAAUUGGAAGAGUUCUUCUCGCAACAGUUUAAUAGCAGCAAACGUGCGUUCAGUGGUUUCUCUUCGCAAGGUCGUCCACCUAAAGUAACACCACAAAGAAGUCGUGAUGGAAGUGGAUCUAGUCAAUCUCAGCAGCAAACCCAACAACAGCCACAAACGAAUCAACAACAAUCUGCAGCCGGACCUUCGAUAGCAACUGCAGAUGCUCGUCAUCAUAGACAUUGGCAGAGAGUUUUGGCGCAUGUCGCCGGAUUACGCUUAAGUACAAUGCAUGUACCUUUGCCAGAUUACGGCACCGUUUUGGGAGGCACCAUGCAGCUUCACGGAAAAAAUAUUUCUUUGGCUUGCUUCCAUGGCAUCAACUUCAAGAGCAAAUCUUGGGCUCUCUUCAGUUUACGGGAGCCUUGCAUUAAUUUUAACACGGAGGCCCAAGAAGUACCUUCAGGAACAGCUUCAUUCCCAGCGCAAGAUGUACACGUGGUUCAAACCUUGACGUGCUCUUUAGGUUUGAGCACCUACAAAAACCAGUUACCAUCGAUGGCCACAGUUUACAAGGUUUCUCGUACUGUUAUAUUCCCACCGCAGUUUAAGACACUUCAAGAAUGGUUCCAUUAUGCAUUUGCAAAUAGUCAUAUAGAUGAGGUUGAUCGAUUCCCGUCUUUGGAAAGGGAGAAGGAUGGAAGUAUGGAGAGAAGUGGACGAGGAAGCACGAGCACAACCACCAAGCUUACCGAUCCGCAACAUAAUCGUGAAGUAAUAUUCGCACUUCCUAGUUUACAGUUGCACCUGAAAACUGAACAUUGGCAAACAUGCAACACUCCUGAUUUACAAGAAGAAAAACCGACAGUUGAAUGCAGUUUCAUUACGGAGUUCGAGGAUCACAUUUUCGUGACGGUCGACGCAGAGGCUUUCUUCUUCCUGCACGAUCUGAUCACGAGUUACGUGAAGGAAAAGGAUAAAUUGCAAUUUAGCAGCAGUUCACGGUUCUCCGACAUCUCCACGAAGAAACCCAUAGAGGUGGAUAUCUUCACGAAGGAUUGGAGAAACUACCAUUGCAAAACUUGGCAUCUCGAGCCUACAGUACGAUUGUUGAGCGUCGCAGGAAAAUACAUUGAACCGUACGGCAUCGAUUACAUCCUGCAGAAACUGGGCUUCUCGCACGCCCGAACCACUAUACCAAAAUGGAUGCAGCGCGGCUUCAUGGAUCCGUUGGAUGCGAUUCUCGCGGUUCUAACAUUACAAAUGGUGCAGGUGGUGAAAGGAGAUGGAAAUAGGGAAUCAAAGAAAGGCGGUUGAUCAAAUACAUUCCAGUACUAGGUUUACUAAUUUUUCAUUUGUGAUAUUGUGUAACCCGCUUUCUUAAGAAAAAAAAAAUCGUUAGGAGUAGAUU